UGACGUUUUACAUUAAGAAAUUUAUUGUGUAGUUGAAUUUCAUCCUGUUUUAGCAUCAUGCAUCCCAAAGUUUUUUUAAUUAUCUGCAAUCUCUUGUUUUCAUCAAGAGCAUUAUCUUGUUACCCAGCACACUAAAUAUGGCCUACAACUGUAUGAGUGGAAUGGCCUUUGGUCCCUUUGGUUUGUGAGCUGGGAUGGAAGGGUUAAACAUUCUGUGAGACAUGGCCCCUCCCUGCUCAGCUAGUCUCUUGGAUGUAACAGGAUUCCUGACUAUUUGCUACUUUCUCAUCAUCAUGGCUGCAUGGCUCUCCCGGAGUGUAAUGCAAAGGAAUGGCACCUGGCUGCUGCCUUGCCCUACUGCCGUGGCCCAGGUCUACUCCAAGAGGCUGAGAAGUACCUCUUCUGCCCCAGGGGUCCACUCUACUUUCCAGGACAAGCCUCGAACACUGGAGGACCUGCCACAUGUCAGCUUCUUGGAGCUGGUUUACAGACUGGUGUUUCAGGGUUUCUACAACCGUAUGCAUGAGUUACAGAUCUAUGAGAAGCAGCGAUAUGGGCCCAUAUACAGAGAUGGACUAAAGGCAGUGUCCGUGAACACUCCAAACCUCCUGGAGGAAGUCUUGAGGAAUGAUGAGAAGUUCCCUUGCAGAGGAGACAUGUCCCUGUGGAAAGACUAUCGCGACAUGAAAGGAUACGGCUAUGGGCCUUUCACAGAGGAAGGGGAGAAGUGGUACAACUUGAGGGUGAUGCUGAAUAAACGUAUGCUGCACCCAAAAGAGUCUGCACAGUAUGAUGGGGUUGUCAAUGACGUGGUUACAGACUUCACCAAGAGGAUCUACUAUCUGCGCCAGUGCGGCCCAAGGGGUCUGGUGACUGACGUGGCCAAUGAGCUCUAUCGAUUUUCACUAGAGGGUAUUGCCUCCAUUCUGUUUGAGACAAGGCUUGGGUGUCUGAAAAAGGAAAUUCCUGCAGGUACGCAAGACUUUAUCAACGCCAUAGCUCAGAUGUUCUCAAACAGUAUGGCUGUUAUCGUAAUGCCCAAGUGGACCCGCGAUCUGCUGCCCUACUGGGGACGCUACAUUGCUGGCUGGGAGGGCAUCUUCAGCUUUGCUAAAGAGUUGAUUGACAAGAAGAUGGAGGCCAUCCAGCGGUGUGUGGACAACAACCAGGUUGUGGAAGGCGAAUACCUAACAUACCUCCUCUCAAACACACAGUUGAGCACAAAGGAUGUGUAUGGCAGUAUCACUGAGCUUCUGUUAGCAGGAGUGGACACGACAUCCAAUACCCUCACUUGGACAUUACACCUACUGUCCAGGGACCUUCAAAUCCAGAACAGACUUUAUAAAGAAGUGUCCACAUUCGUGCCAGCAGACCAUAUCCCCUCCGCUGCUGAGAUCACUGGGAUGCCAUAUUUAAGGGCUGUUAUCAAGGAAGCACUGAGGAUGUACCCUGUGGUUCCUCUGAAUGCAAGGAUCAUUAAAGAAAAGAAUGCCACUAUUGGCGGAUACCAUUUUUCAAAGAAAACUGCUUUCACGCUUUGUCACUAUGCCAUCAGUCAUGAUGAGGACGCUUUCCCAGAACCAUUCACCUUUAAGCCAGAGAGAUGGCUCCGUGAUGGGCGUGACAGGCCAAACCCCUUUGGCUCCAUCCCGUUUGGUUUUGGAGUGAGAGGCUGUGUCGGUCGUCGGAUUGCUGAGCUUGAGAUGUAUUUGGUCCUCUUUCGGAUAAUCAGGCUGUUUGAAGUCAGGCCAGACCCCACAAUUGGAGAGUUGAAAAGCAUCAACCGAAUGGUUCUGAUACCAGACAAACCACUAAACCUGUACUUUGUGGACAGAAGAUGUGAAAACGCAGCUUGAUCUAUGUUAGCAGGUUGGUUUGAAUGCAAAUGUUGCAUGUGAAGAAGAAGCGUUUGUGUCUCUUUUUAAGAACAUUUGAUGUUUUAAAUGAAGGAGACUGUAGCAGCAGGUUUACUACCUGUACUAUAAUACUUGUGUCAAAAUAAAAUGCAUGUUUGCAUGCAACGAAGCACUGGCAAAAACAUGGACUACACAAAAUUACUUUCUUUUCAAUAGUUUUGAACCACUUAGCACUUCUGGAAUGCUAGCAGUAUCAGAUACUUGUUAAAGGGAUGAUAUAACAAAUGGUCAUUGUUCACACAGAUAAGAUACAGUGAGAUGCAUAGCUGAGCAUCAUGCUUU
This is a messenger RNA of Toxotes jaculatrix (banded archerfish), 2198 nucleotides long. Its product is annotated as sterol 26-hydroxylase, mitochondrial. NCBI's taxonomy places the organism in Eukaryota, Metazoa, Chordata, Actinopteri, Toxotidae. Gene Ontology annotation, cellular component: mitochondrial inner membrane. The transcript is spliced from 9 exons. Gene Ontology annotation, biological process: cholesterol metabolic process; cellular response to peptide hormone stimulus; glucocorticoid biosynthetic process. The record is from RefSeq and is a predicted model, not a curated record. Gene Ontology annotation, molecular function: heme binding; oxidoreductase activity, acting on paired donors, with incorporation or reduction of molecular oxygen; monooxygenase activity. Bases 222 to 1856 code for a protein of 544 amino acids.